Molecule: messenger RNA, 2729 nt
Organism: Anopheles bellator
Lineage: Eukaryota; Metazoa; Arthropoda; Insecta; Diptera; Culicidae
Gene: Rsf1
Product: RNA-binding protein Rsf1
Exons: 2
Coding region: 1018-1683 (221 amino acids)
Molecular function (GO): RNA binding
Source: RefSeq, a predicted model, not a curated record
GAGAAGAGUUGAAACCCAAGUGGACGUAUGCGUAAUUUCCCGUCGAACAAAUCGAAUUUCGCUGAUCAAAACCAAGUGUAAACGAGAUCCUAGUGUCCGACUUCCGUUUGAGACUCACAUCUGCGUGAAGCGCCGUCCCAACUUCCUAUAGUGGCACGAAAACGUCGAAAAGCUUCGUCGACCCACGCCGAACAGCGAGCGCCAUAUUUGUCCGUGGUGCGCGGUAUCGAUUUUUCCCUUUCGUGCCCCGGACACCGUGCUCGAGCUGCCCCGUUUGCCGCCGUUAGCCCGUGACGCCACCAGACCGUACCGCCACACCCAGCACUCGUCGACCGCGUAGCUGUGUGCGUGCGUGAGCCCUGCCCAGCCUCGCCCUCCAGACCGUAAACUUGUGCGAUUUCAAGAGCCCUACGCGCUCACCCAACGUCCUCCCCCGAUCGAUCGACGACAGCUAGCCCCGUUCGCCUGCGAUACAAAUCCGCGCCUCCGACGACGACGACGUCAAACACGUCGAAGAACUACUACUACUGCGCUACUACAGCUACUGCUCUUCGGAGGGGUGAUUCGUAUCAACCGUGUGUACUGCUCUCUCAUCCCCUUGCUACCGAUCGACGAAACACAGCAGGCGCGGAUCCACUCAUCUGUCCUGCGUCUCGAAGAGCAGAGAGAGAGAGAGAAAGAAAUAGAGAAAGCGAAAGAAAACAGAGAGAGAGAGAAAGAGCAGGAGCGUCUACGAAACAACUUCUUCGACUCCUCAUCCUUCGAUUGCUGCGAUCUACGUGCGUGCGAUCUACCGGCGGUUCGUAAGCAAACCUAGCACAACAAACCCGAUCAACGGUUGUCCUGUGGGGGCGGGUGUGGGUGUCUGUGGGCAAACAAGGGCGUGAGAGAGCGAGCGAGGGAAACCGUCGAAGGAGACGUGGGCGAAGGCGUUGAGAUAAAAAGCACAAAACCCGUAUAGUAUAUUUGUUCCGAGCAGAAACACCGACGAUCUCCCGCGCGGCGGCAAGCACGGUAAUGAGCGAUCAGAAGGGCACGCGCGUCUACGUCGGCAACCUCACCGAUAAAGUGAAGAAGGAGGAUCUCGAGGGCGAAUUCACCAAGUACGGUAAAUUGAACUCUGUCUGGGUAGCUUUCAAUCCGCCAGGUUUUGCGUUCAUUGAGUUCGAAAUCAAGGAAGAAGCGGAAACGGCCUGCGACAAUCUGAACGGCCAGGACAUACUCGGUUCGAAGCUGCGCGUCGAAAUUUCCAAAGGCCGCCGUAAUCCGCGGGGCGCUACGCGUGGUUUUGGCCGCGGACCGCCCAGCCGCAACGGUGGGGGAAGUGGAAGUAGCGGAACGGGCGGUAGCAGCAGCAGCUUCCGCAAUGGAUCCCGCGGCGGGUUCCGUGAUGGGUCCAGCUAUCGGAGCGGGAGCGGCGGUGGCGGUGGCAGCGGAAGUAGCAGCUUCCGUGGUGGCAGCCGCAGCUCAGGGCGGUUCGACGGCGGUUAUGGUAGCAGUGGCGGCGGCGGCGGCGGUGGUGGUGGCGGACGCUCGACCGGUGGCUACAGUCGCGACGGUGGACGCGAUGGGGGCAGCGGAAGCUUCGGUGGUGGCUAUGGCGGUGGCCGCAGUGGUGGUGGUGGCGGUGGCGGUGGUCGCUUCCGCUCGCGAUCCCCGGUUGGGGCACGCGGUCGGUACUAGAGAAGAGGGCAGUAGUACAGCAAACCCGCACAAACACGAAAUGGGCAUCCUUGGUCUCUCCCUCCAGGUUUGACACUCCCUUCGGUGAUUGUCUGCUCAAUCCCAAUCCCGGUAGUAGCAAAAGUGGCCACCGAGGGGACGCAAGAAAAUUUUGGUAGCAUUUAAGAAAGAACGAAAGCAAAAACCACACUGUACAUUUUAUAGUCAUAUGAGGAAAAGCGCGAUGGAGUCCUUUCUAAUUUUUUCCUAAAGACGCAUUUUCGUUUAUUUUUCCUCACAUCACCACAAUUCCCGUUUGGCAUGGAAUAGUUUUAUUUUUAGUUUAAAACCUGCGGGAUUGGGCGCGUUCCGAUCACUUCGCUCGGUGUUAAGUUUAUUUUAAGAAAAUGCGACAGAUAGUGGCUUGUUUUUUGGGGGCGGCGGCACGUCCGUCAUGACGCAGAGUGUCGCAGAACGCAGAAUUCAAAGUAGGGUGAAAACUGGAAAAGCCAAAGGUAACUACUCGAACAAAAUGUAGCUUGUGUUUUGGUGGGGCUUCAUCGAAUCCAAAGCAAAGGUAACUGUAAAACAUAUACCGCAGCACACCUCCAGGUUCUCUAGUGCAUACCACGCAGCGCAUAUAACCGAAAUUGAGCAAUGUAUCCAAUAAAACAGCACCACUCUGUGGUGACGACGAUGAAAACGGCGUGACGCAUCGCUCAACAGCUCAUUCUGCCUACAACGAGUAAAAACCAAAUGCCAACCUUUGGCCAGUGUCUCUCUGCAUUAUUUUAUAUGUGUUUUAAUAUAUAAAAAGCAUUAUUCGGAGCAGGAUGAGCUGAAACGAGCUACAUUGAGCGAAAAACCAUUGUGAAGUCCGGCUCGAACGAGGAUGUGUAGAAGUGUGGCAAGUUAAGUUGCAUUGAGACCAGUUCUUUGGCAAGCAGAGCGCAACAGCGUCCCUCAACUCGCUAAUCAUCAAGAGUAAAGGGAAAGAUCUUUUCUGACCGCACCAAGCGAUGCGCUUUGGUCCCAAACGUGUACCAGUGAGCCAACAUAUUCAAGAA